This is a messenger RNA of Setaria italica (foxtail millet), 917 nucleotides long. RefSeq names its product 54S ribosomal protein L37, mitochondrial. Gene Ontology annotation, molecular function: structural constituent of ribosome. Bases 197 to 589 code for a protein of 130 amino acids. The record is from RefSeq and is a predicted model, not a curated record. Lineage: Eukaryota; Viridiplantae; Streptophyta; Magnoliopsida; Poales; Poaceae. The transcript is spliced from 2 exons. Gene Ontology annotation, cellular component: mitochondrial large ribosomal subunit.
CUCCUCAACUCACUUCACUCGCGUCCCUUCCCGUCCCCGGCCGUCUGCGCCGCCGCACGCGUCUCGCUCCUUCUUCCACCGUAGCGACGUCGCCUCCCCACGCCGCCACCCCCAGAUUGGCGCGGCGCGGAGGUCCAUCCCGUCUACCCGGAGUCUGAUCGGCUCCUCCACUCGCCGUGAAAACUUCAACCAGGGAAUGGCAAUGUCUUGGACAAGAGGGUUAAAGCAUGUUGUUGCUCCGAGGCAUACGGCUCAACUGGUAGAGAGUAGAGGUCUUGCCAUUGCAAGCAAGGCAAAGAAGGGUGGAAAAGGUGGCGCUGAUGCUGCCAAAACUCCUGCCCUUAGCAAAGAGCUUAAGAGUUCAACAGUUUUUGGGGCAAACAUCCUCAAGGAAGGUUCAGAUCCGAAAAUUCAAGCAGACUCUGAGUAUCCCGAGUGGCUGUGGCACCUCCUUGAGAAGCGUCCUGUGCUAAGUGAGCUGCGGAGGAAAGAUCCCAAGACACUCCCUUACGAAGACCUGAAGCGUUUUGUCAAAUUGGACAACCGAUCUCGGAUCAAGGAAAACAAUGCUCUCACUGCUAAGAAUUGAUCUGGAGGGUCUCAGGAAGAAACAGGGCCUGCUAUUUUGUCCUUUUUAUCUGAAUACUUACUAGACAUAAUGAACUUUUUUUUGCCAAUAACAUAGUGGUUUGGAGCAUGAAAACUGCGGGAGCUGCUUUUGGUUUGGUACUAUUAUUGGCAACCUCUGAAUUUUACGAAGAUGUAGCCUCUGCCUCUUGUGUCCAGUGCUGUAGCAAUUCUCUUUAGUUCCAUGGUUCUGUGGCAUUAUCAGGUGUUGCAAUGUGCCAUGGCAUAUCACGGUUAACACACGUUUCAUUUCAUCUGAAUCUUGUUGGGAGGGCUGGAUUUUCAUUAAA